Strongyloides ratti is the source of this 2115-nucleotide messenger RNA. RefSeq names its product Fermitin family homolog 1. The transcript has 3 exons. Gene Ontology annotation, molecular function: integrin binding. Lineage: Eukaryota; Metazoa; Nematoda; Chromadorea; Rhabditida; Strongyloididae. The record is from RefSeq and is a predicted model, not a curated record. Gene Ontology annotation, biological process: cell-matrix adhesion; integrin-mediated signaling pathway. Gene Ontology annotation, cellular component: cell-substrate junction. The coding region runs from base 1 to 2115 and encodes 704 amino acids.
AUGGCUCAUCUAAUUACUGAGUCAUUUGCAAAUGAUAUAGGAACAUGGAAGUUACAAAUUGUUGUAACUGACAUAAAUAAAUCAGUAGUUUUAUAUGUUCGUGGUGAUGAACAUAUUGGAGGUGUUAUGAGAAAAUUAGUUCAAGAAAUUGAUAUGCCACAAGACUGGUCAGAUCAUGCUUUAUGGUGGCCUGAUAAAUGUAAAUGGCUUCAACAUACACGUUCAACAUUAGAUCAAGUUGGUGUUAAUGCAGCAACAUAUCUUGAAUUUACUCCAAUGCAUAAAUAUGUCAAAGUACAAUUACCGGAUUUACAAAUAAUUGAUGCUCGAUUAGAUUUUUCUGUUAACGUCCUUAGAGUAACAAAAGAAUUAUGUAAAGAUAUAGGAAUCAAAAAUCCUGAAGAGUUGUCAUUAAAAAGAUUUUAUCUCCCUGAUGAAUUAAGAAAACAAGUAAAUAAUGUUGAGCAUGAAAAUGCUAAUGCAUACUUUCAACCAGGAAUUGAAUAUGUUGGUCCAGGGACAUUAAGACGACAAGCUCCAAUUAGUGCGACAUUAAAUUCUCAAGGGAAUAAUACUUUUAAAAGACAUCAAAGUCCUGCAAUUAAUAUACAAGGACAAGUUUUUAAUUCAUCAGAAUUGGGAACAAUGCCAAGAGCAGGAACUUUACCAAGAGGGGCAAGUCCUGGACCAGGAGCAUAUUAUGGUACAUUAGGAAGAGUUCCUCAAACUAAUGGAAUUGGAAGAUAUAAUGAUGAUUUUAAUUUUGAAAAUUUAGAUAUUGCAUUAAUUCAUUCACCAAGAGUUUUACCAACAAAAGAUAAUAGUCUUUUUAGACCUCAAAGUUACUGGGAAAAAGCAGCUAUAAAUAGAGGAUGGUUAGAUAGUAGUAGAAGUUUAAUGGAACAAGGAAUAAAAGAAGAUAGUUUGGUAUUAUUAAGAUUUAAAUUUAUGAAUUUCUUUGAUCUUAAUCCUAAAUAUGAUGCUGUAAGAAUAAAUCAAUUAUAUGAACAAGCUAAAUGGUCAAUUUUAUUAGAUGAAGUUGAUCAUACAGAGGAGGAAGCUGCAUUGUUAGCUGCUCUUCAAUUACAAGCAACACUUCAAAAAAAUGUUAAUGAAGAUGAAAUUUCAGAGAAGGAUGAUGUUGAUAUGUUGUUAGAUGAACUUGAACAAAAUCUUGAUGCAGCUGCAAUGUCACGUAGAGCUGAUAUAACAUCAGUUCCUGAAUUAAGUGAAUAUUUAAAAUUUAUGAAACCCAAAAAACUUGGAUUUAAAAAUUUCAAGAGAGCCUACUUUGUAUUUCGUGAUUUAUAUCUUAGUUAUUAUGGAUCAGGAAAUGAUAUUAAUGGUCAACCAUUAUCAUCUUUUUCAUUAAAAGGAUGUGAAGUUAAUCAAGAUGUUAGUGUUUCUCAACAAAAAUAUCAUAUUAAAUUAUUAAUUCCAACAAGUGAAGGAAUGAAUGAAUUUAUUUUAAAAUGUGAUACUGAACAUCAAUUUGCAAGAUGGUUGGCUGCCUGUAAAUUAGCAUCUCGUGGAAAAUCUAUGGCUGAUGCCAGUUAUAAUGGUGAAGUUGAUCAAAUAAAAAAAUUAUUAUCUCUACAAUCAAAGACAACCAAUGGUACAUUAAACAAAAAAAGAAAUCAAUCUGUUCAGUUACCUUCAGAUUUUAAUGUUGAUGAAUUUAUAAGUCAAAGAUGGAUUAAAAGAUCACGUUCAAAACAAGUUUUGCAAAACAGAGCAAAAUUACAAUAUAUAAAAACAUGGCAAGCAUUGCCAGAACAUGGAAUUCAUUAUUUUAUUGUUAAAUUUGGAAGUAAUAAAAAGCCAGAAAUUGUAGCUGUUGCCGUAAACCGUUUAAUGAAAAUUAAUCCUGAUAAUGGUGAAUCGGUUAAAACAUGGAGAUUUUCAAAUAUGAAGAAAUGGCAUGUUAACUGGGAAAUUCGUGAGUUAAUGAUUCAAUUUGAUGGUGAGGAUGUUAAUUUCAAACCACUAUCUGCUGAUUGUAAAGUUGUCCAUGAAUUUAUUGGUGGAUAUAUAUUUCUACAAAUGAGAAGUAAAGAAAAAAGUCAGACACUAGAUGAAGAAUUGUUCCACAGUUUAACUGGAGGAUGGAAAUAA